Molecule: messenger RNA, 4497 nt
Organism: Perognathus longimembris pacificus (Pacific pocket mouse)
Lineage: Eukaryota; Metazoa; Chordata; Mammalia; Rodentia; Heteromyidae
Gene: Garem1
Product: GRB2 associated regulator of MAPK1 subtype 1
Exons: 6
Coding region: 428-3058 (876 amino acids)
Biological process (GO): epidermal growth factor receptor signaling pathway; cellular response to epidermal growth factor stimulus
Molecular function (GO): proline-rich region binding
Source: RefSeq, a predicted model, not a curated record
UGGCGUUUCUCAGACCCGCGGCUCCUCCUCACACGCUCGAGGCGGAGGGAAGGAGGGGGAAGAGGAGGAGGAGGCGAGCGGGCGGCUGCCGCAGCUGCAGACCCGGGGCCAGAGGAGGAGGCGGAGCGGGAGUCGCCGCAGCCACCCGGGCCGCCGCCGUCGCCGCCGCCCGCGGACGCGAGGCUGCUCCGAGUCCUAUCCAGGCUUGAGGGGCGCACGGCGCGCCCCAGCCAUGCCCCGCCGAGGCAGCUGAGCCGGGCGCCGGCCGCUUCAGCCGCCGCGCCCCCCUCGGCCGCCCGCGGCUGGAGCUGCCCGGCGCCUCCCGCGCGCCCCAGACCGCGAGCGCGCGAGCAGUGGCGGCCACCGAGGCGCGCUGGUGCCGGCGGCCGGCCGGGGAGCGCGGGACUGACGGACGGAGGCGGGGAAGAUGGACCCGGCGCCCUCGCUGGGCUGCAGCCUCAAGGAUGUGAAGUGGAGCUCGGUGGCCGUGCCACUCGACCUGCUGGUCAGCACUUACCGGCUGCCCCAGAUCGCGCGGCUGGACAGCGGAGAAUGCAUAGAAGGGCUGCGGGAGAAUGACUAUCUUCUGAUCCAUUCAUGUCGUCAGUGGACCACCAUCACUGCCCACAGCCUGGAGGAGGGCCACUAUGUCAUUGGGCCAAAGAUAGAGAUUCCGGUACAUUAUGCAGGACAAUUCAAGCUGCUGGAACAAGACCGAGAUAUAAAAGAGCCAGUGCAAUACUUCAACAGUGUGGAGGAGGUGGCUAAAGCAUUCCCUGAGCGCGUAUACGUCAUGGAGGAGAUAACUUUCAAUGUGAAGGUUGCUUCAGGUGAAUGCAAUGAAGACACUGAGGUUUACAACAUCACCCUGUGUACUGGGGAUGAACUCACUCUUAUGGGGCAGGCAGAAAUCCUUUAUGCAAAGACUUUCAAGGAGAAGUCACGCCUCAACACAAUCUUCAAAAAGAUUGGGAAGUUCAAUUCCAUCAGCAGGCUGGGAAAAGGCAAAAUGCCAUGCCUCAUUUGCAUGAAUCACCGGACCAAUGAAAGUAUCAGCCUUCCAUUCCAGUGCAAGGGCAGAUUUAGCACCCGAAGUCCCCUGGAACUUCAGAUGCAGGAGGGUGAGCACACCAUCCGAAACAUUGUGGAGAAAACCCGACUCCCUGUGAAUGUGACUGUGCCCAGUCCUCCACCCAGGAACCCCUAUGACCUCCACUUCAUCCGGGAGGGGCACCGCUACAAGUUUGUGAACAUCCAGACUAAGACAGUGGUGGUCUGCUGUGUGUUGAGAAACAACAAGAUCCUCCCCAUGCACUUUCCUUUGCACUUGACCGUCCCCAAGUUCAGCCUCCCUGAACACCUUGUAAAGGGAGAGCUGUGGCCUGAAACCCUGGUCCAUCACUGGCUGGGUAUCUGCCAAGAGCAGUUUGACAUUGAUGAGUAUUCACGGGCUGUCCGUGAUGUGAAAACAGACUGGAAUGAGGACUGCAAGAGCCCCAAGAAGGGCCGGUGCUCUGGCCACAACCAUGUCCCCAAUUCCCUCAGCUAUGCCCGAGAUGAGCUCACCCAGUCCUUCCACAGGCUCUCAGUCUGUGUAUAUGGCAACAAUCUCCAUGGCAACAGUGAGGUGAACCUCCAUGGCUGCAGGGACCUGGGGGGAGAAUGGGCUCCCUUUCCUCAUGACAUUUUGCCCUAUCAGGACUCCGGUGACAGUGGGAGUGACUACCUUUUCCCAGAGGCUGGUGAAGAGUCUGUGGGUGUCCAAGGGAAGUCAGAACUCCCUUACGAAGAGCUUUGGCUAGAGGAAGGCAAGCCCAACCGUCAGCCUCUCACUCGCUCACUGAGUGAGAAAAGCAGAUGUGACCCAUUGAGGGGCUCUGUCAAGUCUAAAUGUACGACUUCACCUCUUCCUGUCCCUGGGACUCUUGGAGCCACAAUGAAGUCUUCAGAAAUUGCCCUACCUCCACCUCCGGUGCCUCCCAAAUCUGAAGCCGUCAGGGAAGAAUGCCGGCUCCUGAAUGCCCCACCUGUUCCACCCCGAAGCGCAAAGCCUUUGUCCACCAGUCCCUCCAUCCCUCCUCGCACAGUCAAGCCAGCGCGGCCACAGACUCGCUCUCCCAGCCCCACCUUGUCCUACUAUUCUUCAGGGCUGCACAGCAUCAGUGUUACUAAAAGUGACACAAAUCCUUCUGACAAUGCUCCUGUGUCCUGCUACCCCUGCAAUCGAGUGAAAACAGACUCAGUGGACUUGAAAUCCCCUUCUGGAAGUCCUUCUGCUGAAGCACUCGCCUCACGACUCUCGUGGCCUAACCAUUAUUCAGGAGUAUCCGAAAACCAGACCAGGAGUGACUUCCUACUGGAUCCAAGCAGGAGUUACAGUUACCCCAGACAAAAGACACCAGGCACACCAAAGAGAACCUGCCCAGCGCCUUUUGAUUUCGAUGGCUGUGAGCUUCCUGGCAGCCCUCCAACUUGCGCCACUGCAGAAUUCAGUGGCAGCGUCUCUGGUUGUCCCAAGUCAGCCAGCUACUCUCUGGAGAGCUCAGAGGAGAGCACUGUUGCAGCUGGCAUGAGCAAGCAGAGUGUCUCCUGCCCUGCUUUGCCCCCCAGGGCCCCAAAGCCAGUGGAACAGAAAGCCACCUGUGAAACAUCUCCUUUGCCUCUGAAAAUCGAUGGUGCUGAGGAGGGCCCCGAGUCGGGGUCACUGGACCUCUCUGAGGACCAGUAUUUUGUCAAAAAGGGCAUGCCGGACAUCUUCUCUGUCUCUUACCCUUUCUCAUCUCCGCUCCACCUCCAGCUGGCCCCUAGGUCCUGUGGUGACGGCUCUCCAUGGCAGCCACCUGCUGACCUGUCGGGACUGUCCAUAGAGGAAGUGUCCAAGUCCUUACGGUUCAUUGGUUUGUCUGAAGAUGUCAUAUCCUUCUUUGUCACUGAAAAGAUUGACGGGAAUUUGCUUGUUCAACUAACAGAAGAAAUCCUCUCAGAGGAUUUCAAAUUAAGCAAACUGCAAGUGAAGAAAAUAAUGCAAUUCAUUAAUGGCUGGAGGCCCAAAAUUUAGCCAAAUAGCCCUAGGUAGCAUGGAACAAAACAAAGCAGUGUGUGUGCUAUAGAAGGGAUGGGCUGGGACACAGUUUCAUGUUUUUGCACUAAAAACCUUCUCUGUAAAUAGGGAUAAGAGACUCUUACUAUGCAGAUUACGUUUCUGAAUGGUGAACAGGCUAUUUUGUACAUCAAUAAAAAUGCUGUACAGAACACUUAGAGGUGUGCCUUGUACAUCACUCAACACCCAGCAGCUGCUAAAAGAACAAAGGCAUAUUCAGAGAACUCAUUCUUACCCUGGUAGGUUUUGUGAGAAGGUAUGAUAUUUAUUACAAAAUAGCCAAAGCUGAAAGACAUAAGAAUCUUUAAAAAAAAAAAAAAAGAAAAAGAAAGAAAGAAAAACAUUGUGAAUAAUUCCCUUCAUUCAUUGGGAGAGUUGACUCUAGACAAUUAACUGUUCUGUGCUCUGUUGUUUGGAUUGCUUCAUGCUAAUUGUUUUACUCUUGUGCCUGAAAAUGUUAGUGAUAUAAAUAAUGACACUUUAACAUUGUAUGCUUGGUGGAGAUUGUUUUAUCAAAAGGCAUUUCCCAAAACUCAUGUAUUGAUAGAGGAUAUAUAACGUCCUUAGAAAUAAGACAAAUCAUGAUCAUAAAAAUGGAUCUGUAACUGCUGCUAGUUUUAUUGAGCAGAGAGAAACAAGGUGAAGUAUCCGUAUAGGUGUAUAUGUAUGUGUGGAGGUGUGCAUAUGCAUAUGUAUAUACACACAUAUGUGUUUUAAACAUAAUUUUGAAUCGAUGUUUUAGAUAAUAUAUGUUUACUCUCAAAUACUCAUUGAGGUUUUGAGACUACUAUGUUGAUUCUCUUAGACACAGUGGACAGAAUGAUUCCAAAGAUUCUCAGAACCCUAAACCUUGAAGCUCAGGCUUCAUCACUGGAAAUGUGGAAGAAAUCUGUAAAGAGUUUGUAGUAAAGGAUGGUGUGAGCUCUUUAAGCCCAUGAUAGGGCUGCUUGCUGCAUAUCCAUGCUGAUGUUUGGCCAAGUGACAGUUGCUAUUGAGUGAUCAUUUUGGCUUUGAAGGUCUGCGAUAAGCGAUCUGAUGGGCAUUUCUCAGUGUCCGCUGUUCACAGCAUGCCUCUGGCUUUAGGAAACUCAACAAUCAGAUGAUCCAUCCUUCUAUUUUCGUAUGCACUGCAUCUGUUGAGUGAUUCUUAAAAUACCAAUAAGAGUUUGUGCUAAUUUCUUAAGCCUCAUCUUUCUUUUCUUCCAAAGAAAGUGAUACCUCCUUAUCAGACUUUUACUCCAAGAAUUCCAGAAUGUGUAUCUGAGUACUUUUACUAAAGGUGAUUAAAUAGUCCAAAAUGCCAUCAUCCUCACUCUUGACUUUUUUUUUUGCCAGUCCUGGAGCUUGAACUCAGGUCCUGAGCACUGUACCUGGCUUCCUUUUGCUCAAGGCUAGCA